UGUUCUGUUCGUUUGAAUUUACAGAUGGGCUGUGGAAAAUCCCAAUUAGCUGAGGCUAAUGCAGACGAAGAGCUACCGCAAGAAGGGCAUUGGGACUUAGAACAUGGACUCGAUACUUUGAACAUACCUAUGAAUUUACCACAUUACCCCUCACCCCAUGUUGGAGCAGAAUUUGACCUAUCGGAAUACGACUUCAAUAUAGUAGAUAGCCACGCCCUUAUGGCACCUGCUGGUCUAGUGAUUAGUUACGAGAAACUGUGUAAAUACCUUGUGAAGCCAGAGUUCGACGAAAUAGAAAUAGUCCGAUCAUUUGUAGUGUGGAUUAGUUGUCAGAAAAUCCGUACAAGGCUGUACCCUGGGUCGCCAUCACCACAAACCCCUUUAGGAUAUAUGAAAAUGAUAAAAAGUAAAACUGGAACCUUUUCUGCAUUGCUUACUCAAAUGUGUAGGCAGGUAAAUAUACCUUGUGUGAUUGUAAGAGGAAUAUACAAAUCGUCACAUUUCGCGCCGUCCAGGAUUGAUCCAGUGGAUUUCCAAUGUACGUGGUGUGCAGUAUGUCUAGAUGGGGACUGGGGGUUCGUUCAUCCGUUUUUGAUUUGCACUCCUUCACCAAGACGCGUUGAAAAUUCUUGGGCAUCAAUUGAGGAUGGUGGUAACUUCAUUCCUGGACCACGACCUUGGUCAGAAGACUGGAAUACAGUUGACCCCUUGAGAGUGGCUUUCCUUCCAAACACAAAUAAAUUCAAGCCAAGGAAAAAGACAAAAAUAGGAAACAAACGAAUCGUAAAAUCUGCAACUCCUGCUCCUUCAAGGGCUCUGAAAAGAAGAAAGGUUCGAGCAGAAGGGAACCCCGAUCUUGUUCUAGAUACUGGGAUGUACACUAAACUUCUCAAAAUUGACGACGAGGCAGAUGAAGAAACAGAACCUCAAGACAUUAUUUUUGUUCGAAGGACUAAACGCGUCUUUAAUGAAACAUUUUUCUUAAUAGAACCACGGGAAAUUAUAUUGCAUUGCUUUCCUGAUCUUCGAGAAUGGCAGUUACUCCAAAAACCAGUGGAAAUAAAAAGAUUUUUAGAGUAUCCGCAUAUAAGUGUUGCCUACCAUGAAAUUGGGUUCUGUAAUCCGGCUGAUCAGAUCACGAAAUACGUCAGCAGAGACGGAAUUCUUACUUUCAAACUAAAAAAUAAAAUCAAGGCAAAUCAACGCACAAUGAAGCUUGGAUAUGAACUAACACAGCUUGGUGGUAGAAAAACGCCCAGUUUUGAAGGAUCUUUUGUGCUUCUUUACCAAGACUAUGACAUAUGGACAGUUCAUUUAAGAUGUCCAACUAAAGGAUUUUUUCGUUUAGUCAUAUUUGCAACUGCUAAAACGAACGAUUACUCAAAGUGGAUUGUUGAUACAGAAAUAGAAUGUUUAGAAGUAAGAAGAUACUGCACAUCUAUUCCAAUUCACCCGGGUAGUACAGGUUGGGGUCCGCAGGCUCUGUCAGAAUCGUUAGGUCUCUACCUACCUUCACAUGAAGUAGGGGUUAUACCAAUGUAUCAAAAAGAAGAUUAUGUUGUUAAAUUUAUCCUACUUCGCCACAUCGACAUGAAAUGUGAACUGACACACAGUGACCUUGACAAGAAAGACGUAGCAAAGCAGCUGUCAUAUAGCCUUACUAAUAGAGAACUGGAUUUUAAAGUGAGUGCUCUAAAUGAGGGGGACUACGUCCUAAGUAUAUACGUCUUCAACAAUCAAUUCAACGAAUACGUUAAUGCUGUCAACUACCUCUUUACAGACAAGGAUCUCAAGAGUUCAAUCGGGAAGUUACAAAGAGAGCCAGUACCAAUAAAAAAGGCCAAAUAUCGACUGAAAGCGGCUUGUAUAGGAGAUAACGUUGAGGAGUUAGAAGAUGCUAUCCAAAGUGUUCUAAAAGAAAUGCCCACAGAAGAUGAGGAUGUCAGAAGAGGUAAAAAGAGACUGGCAUUCAUUCGACUAAGGAGAGACUUGCGAGAUGGAAUCAAUAGAAGACACAUUAAAACAUUAGGCAGAGCUGUAGUAGCAGCUAAGAAGAGUAGGUUUGCCAGACUCCUUAAACCAAACACGGAUGCAGCAGAGGACUUGAAGGCUCACUUAGAAACAUUAGAAAUGUUUUCACAUGAUGUGUUAGAACUGAAACAAUGGACUAUAUCAGAAAUAGAAAACUAUGCACAUCCGCCAAAAGGGGUAGUCAACACAAUGCAGGCAACUUACAUAUUACUGGGAGAAACUCCAAAAUAUCUCAAAGAAUGGGGUAAUAUUCAACAUUUACUUAGAAAGCAGCACGACAACAGCAUUAUAAUCCGUAUAAAGAACUACACAGGAUCUAUCGCACCAGAUGUCAUACAGCUUGCUGCAAGGAAGUUACGGGGAGUGGAUGUAAUGGAAGUCAAACAUGCAAGUGCUGGGGCCGCCACAUUCUACCAAUGGGCAAGGAAUGUAUUAGAUGAAAUGGAAGAGGGAACCUUUUCACCAAGAAAAAUGUCACAAAACUUUGAUUCCUUGUUGACAGCUAGAGACAGAUAUAUGUUAAACGGCAGAACAAAUUACAAAUAGAAUCUCUUAAUCUUCACUGUUCAAUUCAUUUACAAAUAAUUUACAAAUUGCUUAUUUCAGUGAAAAUGAUGGGUU
Mytilus trossulus (common blue mussel) is the source of this 2652-nucleotide messenger RNA. Its product is annotated as hillarin-like. The coding region runs from base 25 to 2577 and encodes 850 amino acids. The record is from RefSeq and is a predicted model, not a curated record. The transcript has 8 exons. Lineage: Eukaryota; Metazoa; Mollusca; Bivalvia; Mytilida; Mytilidae.